AAAAAAGAGGUCACGAACAAAUUACCCCCAAAAUUCGUAAAACACACCCACUCCAUCUUCUUUACCUCACACUCUCUCUUUCAUGGCGUAAACCUUACUGCUACCUGCAACCUCAUUCUUUCUCAACAUGAAACCAUAGUGUGUGUAACUCUGUAUCCUGCUGCUGUACAAUUCUCAAUCAUCAUGAGUCGAAAUUCAUCCAAACACUCAUUCAUCGGUCGAAAUGUUCACACUAACGGUAUUCACAAUGCUCCGGUCACCGGAUUAUUAUCUCACCGGAGAGUCAUGAGUUUAACAAACACAGAGGAUUUCAGCAGCACCGUAGAUCUUUUCUCGCGUAAUCGCCGUACUCUCUCCGUCGCCGAUGAAUCCGACUUUGAGGUGAGAUUGGAACGCCUUUCGGCUGGAACAACAAAACCUGCGAAAAGUGUGUUAGAUGAUCUGCUUUCGUCUAAUGAAGGGGGAAAGCAUGACUAUGACUGGCUAUUGACUCCACCCGAAACACCUUCAGUUACUUCUUCAAAUGGAAAAGAAUAUCAACCAAAAUCAGUUGCUCCAAGAAGAAAUGGUUCAGCUAGAUCAGGCUCUACAAAUAGAACCUCAAGGCUUUCUGCUUCUCAAUCUGAGAGUAACCAUCUUUCAAGACCAGCAAGAAGCAGUUCAGUAACUCGCUCAUCGAUCUCAACCACCCAAAACACAAACAGAAACUCUAAUAUUCUUAACACCAGCUCUGCUUCCGUCUCUUCUUACCACACAAACAGAAACUCUAAUAUUCUUAACACCAGCUCUGCUUCCGUCUCUUCUUACAUAAGAUCAUCCACCCCAACUAACCGCUCACCAUCAGCCACCAGACCCUCCACCCGUACAACUCCGUCCAGAAGCCCCCCAUCCUUCACCACCACUUCCAUCGAUAGAACCAUUAGACCAUCAACUCCUACUCCUCGUCCCCAAUCACCUACAGUCCGGCCAGCUUCUAGACCAUCAACUCCAACGCGUAGGAACCCAAAACCUUCCAAUUCUGUUUCUCCAUCUCUUAACAACCGGAGUGUGGGACCCGCAUCAAGGCCAAGCUCUCCUGUCUCACGUGUCCGGGCCCCGCCCCAGCCCAUCAAUCUUCCUGAUUUUCCAAACGAAACACCACCAAAUCUUAGAACAAGUUUGCCAGAAAGGCCUGUGUCUGCUGGUAGGUCCAGGCCAGGUGUAGCCUUAACUGUGAAGGGAAAUGUAGAGAAUACAAACACAAGGAGACCGUCAUCGCCCAUUGUUGCUAGGGGAAGGCUUGCAGAACCAUCCGGACGGGGACGGUUGCAUGCUAACGGGCAUGUGGUUGAAUCACCUACAAGAAAACCGACAAAGUUGUUGAAUUCGGAGAGUGGUACCGGGUUUGGGAGAAGCAUCUCAAAGAAAUCACUUGACAUGGCCAUAAAACACAUGGAUAUAAGAAGCGGAGGCACACGUCCACUUUCUGGAUCAACGCUCUUUCCUCACAGCAUUCGAUCUAAUCAUGGUUCAAGUGCAAGCAACAAUGUCAACUCCAAAAAUGGAACUUUUAAUAACGGUUUUUCAGAUAACAGAGUGAAACCCGUGAGCGUAGAACAUAAAAGUCCGUAUUCUUCUAAACUAACACAUGUAGACGUAUACGAGAGCUUGAGGUACGACUCGAUUUUACUAAAAGAAGACUUGAAGAACGCAAGUUGGUUGCACAGUGCAGAUGAAAAGAGCGAUCAAAGUCCGUUGUUUGAUAAUGGAUUUGAGCCACUCCCUGAACCUUUUGCUCCCUUGUGAUAUGAUAUGACUUCUUUGUAUUCAUUAGUUCAUAUGCUGCUAUAUUUCAUCAUGUUAGCGUCUUUUAAAUGUCUGUAUAGUUAAUUUAUUGAAAAUUUUAUAUAGAUGCGUAA
Helianthus annuus (common sunflower) is the source of this 1898-nucleotide messenger RNA. RefSeq names its product integrator complex subunit 6 homolog. The transcript is spliced from 5 exons. The record is from RefSeq and is a predicted model, not a curated record. Gene Ontology annotation, cellular component: cortical microtubule. Bases 184 to 1785 code for a protein of 533 amino acids. Gene Ontology annotation, biological process: cortical microtubule organization. NCBI's taxonomy places the organism in Eukaryota, Viridiplantae, Streptophyta, Magnoliopsida, Asterales, Asteraceae.